UUUGUGGUUUUCUGCUUUACAGGAAGGUUGCUUACAUCGCAGGCAGAGACAUCCCAUUUAUGCUGGGGGUUGUCUGUGAAGCAGAGCAGAGAGCUAGAGAGAGAGCGACAGAGAGACAGAGUGAGAGAGAGUGAAAUCACAUGCACUCCCUAUAAUGGUUGGUUAAAAGCAGACAUAUUAACAGACGUCCUCACUAAACUGAAUAGAAACACUUUUUUGUUCUGUUUCUACUUAAAACAUUUUUAAAAUAUUUUUUUGAACCAGGAUUAUGUUUCUUACGUGUCAGUCUGAAGAUUAUUUUCUCCUGAACACCUGUUGAAGACACAGAGACAUGUUGCUCAGGAGGGGGCGCUGCAACCACAGCCUGUCUUGAAUGUGUGCAGCAGCCAACUAUGUGCUCCCAUUGAGGAGGCACAGUGAGGGCUUGGCGAAUCCUGGCAGGCUGUGUGGGGGGGUAUCGAUGCCCACCCAUGCCCCUAGAGCCCGGUCACAUGGAGCCCCCCACCCACACGACGAAGAGAUGGACUUGGCCUGGCAGGAACUGAUGGCCAUCACUGAGCUUCAGGAGUUUGAGGUCCCACAUGACAGCCCAGACGAAAAUAUUCAGUACCAUCCCAUGGAGCUGCCCAUCUCUCUGGGAGGUUAUGGCAUGGCUCAGUCUCACACAGAGCCCCUCCCGUGUGGGGGUGCGACAAAUCCUGAUGCUGCUUAUGAGGGAACCUACUCUAAAGUAAUGCCAGCUUGCCAACAUCAAGCCACCGGGGAAGCAGCAGCAGAAGCACUGUAUGGACAUUCUGGAAACCAUUCUGGAGUUCUGAACCCUAUACAGCCACCGCUGAUGAGCCUUCUAGAGCAUAUGAGUCUCCCGAGCGUCGGUGGUGAGGGGCUUGUUGGAAAUGACAAUGCUGGCCCCUCUCAGGGCCCGAGGCGGUACGUGCUAGGGACAAGUCAUGGGCAGAGCAAACACCCACCAUGCACUGUGGAUGAUCUGGAAUCUGACUCUGGCCUAUCUCUGGGUUCCAGCCCACCACUAGCCUCACCAGAUGAUGCCAUGACUGGUGUCCCUGCUUAUUCAAGCACAGAGGUUGGUCUGAACUAUAGUCACAGGGAGAUGGAGAAUAUGGGUGAGCAAGGUAGGGGAGCUAGCCUCUUUUACUCUGUGGACUAUCAGCAGCAUCCCAAUAACCCCUACCACUACUCAGGGAUGCACUCCUCUUACUUCCCUGUAACACAACCAUCCCAAAUGCAACCACAGCCUCACUUCCUGCCUCCCAUGUCAAUGAAACAUCAACAUGGUUUACCCAGUGCCUUGAACGACCGGCAUCUUAACAGCUCUGCCAUCAGAGAGAGCUCUCCCCAGGCGUUCUAUGAAAAACCCAGAGGUAACCCUCUUCCUGUCCCUCUGAGCCGGGAUGAACGCCGAGCCCUCGCCCUCAAGAUCCCUUUCCCUCUAGAGAAGAUCAUCAACCUACCUGUGGACGACUUCAACGAGCUCCUGACACAGUACACCCUCACGGACUCCCAGCUCGCCCUCGUCAGGGACAUCCGCCGGCGGGGUAAGAACAAGGUGGCAGCCCAGAAUUGCAGGAAGAGGAAGCUGGAGAACAUUGUUUACCUGGAGGGGGAGUUGGGUCAGCUGCAGGCCCAGAGGGAACAUCUGGCCAGGGAGAGGUUGGAGUUCCAACGCAACCUGACUAUUGUUAAACACCGCCUCACAGACUUGUAUGCUGAAGUCUUUUCUCAGCUCCGGGAUGAGGAUGGACAUCCCUACUCUAUAGAGGACUACUCUCUACAGCAGACCCCUGAUGGGAACGUAUACCUGGUGCCUCGUAGUAAAGUGUUGGAUGGAGAAUAAUGUAUGAAAUCUAUUGGACAGUUAUUGUGUACUGCCUCAGUUUAUAUACCAAUAUGAAAUUGUUGCUAAAUCUACAGUACAAUAAGUGCCAUUAAGGAUAUUUACAUACAAAAUCAUGGAACAGUGUAUGUAGAGAUCGGAUAAAAUGGCAGCUAAAAGGCCACCAUGUUAAACUAAUCAAUAUUUAGGGCCUUUAGACAGUAUUCAUACCCCUUGACUUAUUCCACAUGUUGUUGUUAUAGCCUGAAUUCAAAAUGGAUCAAAUAUACUGCACAAAAAUAUAAACGCUACAGUUCAUAUAAAGAAGUCAGUCAAUUGAAUUAAUAAUGCAUUAGGCCCAAAUCUAUGGAUUUCACAUGACUGGGAAUAGAUAUGCAUCUGUUGGUCACAGCUACCUUCAAUAAAAAUAGGCCUCAGGAUCUCGUCACGGUAUUUCUGUGCAUUCAAAUUGCCAUCGAUAAAAUACAAUUGUGUUCGUUUGUCCGUAGCUUAUGCUUGCCCAUACCAUAACCCCACCAUACACGAGGUCGGUGGUUGUGAGGCCGGUUGCCAAAUUCUCUAAACCGUUGGGGAAGCGGCUUAUGGUAUAGAAAUUAACAUUUAAAUUCUCUAGCAACAGCUAUGGUAGACAUUCCUGCAGUCAGCAUACCAAUUGCACGCUCCCUCAAAACUUGAGACAUCUGUGGCAUUGUGUUGUGACAAAACUGCACAUAGAGUGGCCUUUUGUCCCCAGCACAAGGUGCAUCUGUGUACAAUUCUGCAGUGUAUUGAUCAUGCCGUUUAAUCAGUUUCUUGAUAUGCCACACCUGUCAGGUGGAUGAAUUAUCUUGGCAGAGGGAAAAUUCUCACUAACAGGGACAGAAACAAAUUUGUGCACAACUGAGAGAAAUAAGCUGUUUGUGUGUAUGCGACAUUAAUGGGAUAUUUUAUUUCACCUCAGGAAAAAUGGGACCAACACUUUGCAUGUUGCGUUUAUAUUUUAGUUCAGCUACACGAAAUACCCUAAUAAUGACAGUGAAAACAUGUUUCAAGAAAUGUUUGCAAAUGAAAUGAAAAUUAAAAUAAAUCUCAUUUGCAUUAGUGUUCACACCCGAGUCAACACGAGAUAUCCCCUUUGUCAGCAAUUACAGCCGAGUCUUUCAUGGGUAAGUCUAAGAGCUUUGCACACCUGGAUUGUACAAUAUUUGCACAUUAUACUUUAAAUUCUUCAAGCUCUGUCAAGUUGGUUAUUGAGCAUUGCGUGACAGCUAUUUCCCCGUCUUGCCAGAUGUAAACCAGCUUUAAUUCAAAACUAUGCCACACUGCAACAUUCAAUGACAUCUUGGUAUAUCAUUAGUGUAUAUUUGGCCCUGUGUUUUAAGUUGUCCUGCUGAAAGGUGAAUGUGUUGCCUGGAAAGCAGACCAAGGUUUUCCUUUAGGAUUUCGCUGGUGCGUAGCUCUAUUCAUUUCUUUUUAUCCUGAAAAAUGACCUAGUCCUUGCCGAUGACAAGCAUACCCAUAACAUGCAGGCACCACCACGCUUGAAAAUAUGGUAUUGGAUUUCUCUAACAUAACGCUUUGUAUUCAGGGCAGUUAAUUUGUCACAUUUUUGUGCCUUACUGCAAAUAGGAUGCAUGUUUUGGAAAAUGUCUAUACAGGCUUCCUUUUCAGGUUAGGUUAGUAUUGUGGCGUAACUUAACUGUUGACCCCUCAGUUCUAUCACAGUCAUUAAACUGUUAAAAUCAG
Molecule: messenger RNA, 3580 nt
Organism: Oncorhynchus keta (chum salmon)
Lineage: Eukaryota; Metazoa; Chordata; Actinopteri; Salmoniformes; Salmonidae
Gene: nfe2
Product: nuclear factor, erythroid 2
Exons: 4
Coding region: 374-1855 (493 amino acids)
Biological process (GO): regulation of transcription by RNA polymerase II
Cellular component (GO): nucleus
Molecular function (GO): DNA-binding transcription factor activity, RNA polymerase II-specific; RNA polymerase II cis-regulatory region sequence-specific DNA binding
Source: RefSeq, a predicted model, not a curated record